UGAACCGGAGACCUUUGCGCAUCCCGGCACACGCACGGUACCGGAGACCGGGGGGCAUCCCAGCUGACACACGGAGCCGCAGUAGCCCAAACUGAACGGAAGCGGACUGGACCUGCCAAGACCUUUUGGGUUUUAUCUUUGAUCAGAGGAUCCGUGCUGCAGGACUGAAUUCUACGCGUGCAUGUUGUUGGACCGGUUCUGAUCCAGAACACGCCUGGCCCAGCUCGGACUGACCCCAGACCCUUUGAUUCUGUGACCUCAGAAGUCCUGGACACCGGAAAUUCUCCAGAUCUUCAGACCUGAAACUUACCUCAGAAUUGUGCUCCGGGCUGGAGGAUCGGUCCACCUGCGUGAUCGCCAUCCUUUUUAUACCUUGUGGGUUUUUUUUUUUCGUUUGUUUUUGUUUUUGGACGGAACAUUCUGACGCAUGCAGACCUGUGGUGAGACCUGAUCCACCGGGUUCGUGCGCACCCUAACCCGGAGCUGCUGGCGGAACCGGCGGAGGGAGAAAGCGGAUUCUUAGUCAAUGGUCGGCCCGCGCCGCUGAAGUGUUAGUGUGCGCGUGAAGCCAACCAAAGCCAUGGUCCACUGCGCCGGCUGCGAGAGGCCGAUCCUAGACCGGUUCCUACUCAACGUUCUGGACCGAGCCUGGCACGUGAAGUGCGUCCAGUGCUGCGAGUGUAAAUGUAACCUAACGGAGAAGUGCUUCUCCCGGGAGGGCCGGCUCUACUGCAAGAACGAUUUCUUUAGGCGGUUCGGCACCAAAUGCGGUGGAUGUUCGCAGGGCAUUUCUCCAAACGACCUGGUUCGGAGGGCCCGAAGCAAAGUGUUCCACCUGAACUGUUUCACCUGCAUGAUGUGCAACAAGCAGCUGUCCACAGGAGAGGAGCUCUACAUCAUAGACGAGAACAAAUUCGUCUGCAAGGAGGACUACCUAAACAACAUGAGUGUGAAGGACACUAACCUGCUCUCAGUGACGGCCUGCAGCGAUCCAAGCCUAUCGCCAGAUUCUCAGGACCAGCUGCAGGACGACGUGGUUCUGAAGGACACGGAGAUGGCCGCCCUGUCCGACAAGGAGACGGUGAAUAACGAGAACGACGACCAGAACCUGGGCGGGAAGCGGCGCGGGCCCCGGACCACCAUCAAGGCCAAGCAGCUGGAAACCCUGAAGGCGGCCUUUGCUGCGACCCCCAAACCCACCAGACACAUCCGGGAACAGCUGGCCCAGGAGACCGGCCUCAACAUGCGGGUGAUACAGGUCUGGUUCCAGAACCGACGAUCCAAAGAAAGGCGCAUGAAGCAGCUGAGCGCGCUGGGCGCACGGAGGCACGCGUUCUUCCGGAGUCCACGGCGGAUGAGGACGUUGGUGGACCGACUGGAACCCGGAGAGCUGAUCCCGAACGGACCCUUCUCCUACUACGGAGAUUAUCAGAGUGAGUACUACGGUCCAGGAGGGAACUACGACUUCUUCCCUCAGGGGCCUCCAUCAUCACAGGCCCAGACCCCGGUGGACCUCCCCUUCGUGCCCUCCUCUGGCCCCACCGGCACCCCCCUUGGCAGUAUGGACCACCCUCUGCCAGGCCAUCACCCCUCCAGUGAGGUGCAGCGUUUCUCUGAUAUCAUGUCCCACCACCCAGGGGACUCUCCCAGCCCGGAGCCUGGAAUCCCGGGGCCCUUGCACAGCAUCUCCUCGGAGGUGUUUGGCCCCAGCCCACCCUUUACCUCACUGUCAUUGAACGGCAGCGCAUACAGCAACCACCUGCCGCAUCAACCGUCAGAAAUGAGCGAGGGCACGGUGUGGUAGCUGUGAGAAGGACUCAGCUGGACACGAUUCAGACCAGGCAGCAGGAUUUAGAGGCUCUGGGGUCCACGGACAGCAACAGGGUCAGGGCGGUAUCAUGGACGUUUGUUAUUGGUGUUUUUUUAUAUAUAUAUUUAUUUAUUUAUUUUGUACUUUUUUCAUUGAAUUCAUCCAGUUUUGUUGAAAGCUGACGCUGCUCAGAAUCCUGGUCUUUAGUAUCGUGUUGGGUCGUUUCCGUCGUUCUUUUGCCCUUCACCCACGCUACAUCCAAAAAUCACAAAAACUAAGAGAAGGAGAAAUGAAUGAAUGAAUGAAUGAAUGAAUGUCACCCGUUCACUCUUUAGUUCCGCCCUGCUCUAUCAGCGGUCCUCCCAACAGAGUGUUAAAAUAGAACUCUUGUUGUCGGUUCCAGACAUGAAGGUGAUUUUUCUCCUGUCAAAGACUUGGAUAGCUUUACAGAACCAGAACCAGAACCAGGCUGAAGGUCGGGCUGAGCGGCAUCCAGACUCUCAGAGGAACUGGAGUCUCAGACCUCUUUGCCUCCUGAGGCUUUGCCAUACUGACUCUUCUUCACAGUAUUCUGCUGAAAGCCAGAGGAGGACACGGGUCUGUCCUCCGCGUGGAUUCAAGUCCUGCCAAAGCGAGGACAGGGGUCUUCUGAAGUCCAACCAGUAAACUCUCUGGAUUGCAAACCCUUUAUUUAACAAGGAAAUGAACUGGAUUGAAGUUUAUCUUCUAAAAUCUUUUACUGGGUUCUAACUGGGACUUGGAACAGUCAACUGUUUACGUAAUCUAAUAAAUUCAGGAGUCCAGAAGUCUCGAAAACCAUGUUUUAGAACCUCUUGAUCCACAUGAAAUGUUACAAGCAACCAACCAAACUUUUGUAUCGAUUUGAUUUCUACUGUCUGGAGGUAAAAAAAAAAAAAAAAAAAAAGGAAAAAAAAUAUGCGUUUCCCGGGGUUCGUGGUUCACUGUGCUAGUUUGUACAAGAUGUUGUUUACAGAAAAGAUUUAAAGACAAAAAAAUCAAGAGAAGUAGACAUUUACCAAAUUUUAAACUGAGCACAAACACUGUGGGCGUGCGUUGCACCGUCGUCGCAGUGUAAGUUGGGACAAAUUCUAAGUGUUCACGCAACAAUUGACUUUGAAGAUCUUUAGUCUGCUGACACACAUUCAUAAAAAUGUUGCUCUAACAUAUUUAGACAGGUUUUAUUUUUGUGUCUUCAAAAAUAAAAGAACUAAAGUAAUAAAAACGGAUGGUGGAAUAUGCAGCUCACAGCUGCGACAUCUCUCUGAGCCCUCACUAUGUCUUUAUUGUUCCAAUAAAACAAAACUUCUGUAACCUCCA
Molecule: messenger RNA, 3148 nt
Organism: Nothobranchius furzeri (turquoise killifish)
Lineage: Eukaryota; Metazoa; Chordata; Actinopteri; Cyprinodontiformes; Nothobranchiidae
Gene: lhx1a
Product: LIM homeobox 1a
Biological process (GO): regulation of transcription by RNA polymerase II; neuron differentiation
Cellular component (GO): nucleus
Molecular function (GO): RNA polymerase II transcription regulatory region sequence-specific DNA binding; zinc ion binding; DNA-binding transcription factor activity, RNA polymerase II-specific
Source: RefSeq, a predicted model, not a curated record